Messenger RNA from Soboliphyme baturini, 807 nucleotides. NCBI's taxonomy places the organism in Eukaryota, Metazoa, Nematoda, Enoplea, Dioctophymatida, Soboliphymatidae. The record is from the annotation of a GenBank genome assembly.
AUGGAUGAUGGGUUUUCGGUUUUUCCGCAUACCCCGUACGACACGGGCGUCACUGCCUGUUUGGUGCUGUCGGCUUUGUUCGCCUUCCAAUUUGUCAGACAACUCGUCCGACUGUUGCCCGUUCCGUUUUCCGUUUGUAUACUGGGCGAUUGUUACGUGUUCCGAUGGCAGAAUCUGAUCGUCUCGUGGUUCCAUGCGCUCAUUACCGGAAUCAGCGCUUCCUCAUGCUUAUGGUUUUACUGGGAAAGUAUGUUCGAGGAUAUGAUGCAUUUUGUCAACUGGCACAGUUUCUGUGUAUGCUGCUUCGCCACCGGGUAUUUUUUGUACGACACCCUCGAUAUAGUGUAUGGGGGAAGACUGAAGCAGAAGUGGGAUAUUCUCCUACAUCAUUUAGCGAUUGUUCUGGCGGCUACUUACAUAAUGUUGAAUGUUCGUGCCGUCGGCUACUUCGUAUUCGCUUUAAUCGUCGAGAUGAACACCGCAUUUCUGCAUGCCCGGAAGCUGUUCCAAAUGGCCGCCUACUCACGCGAGCAUCUUGUCGUACGUGCCAACCUGAUACUGAACUUGCUGACAUUCGUUCCGUUCCGGUUCAUGCCCAUGAUUUAUCUUUCAUAUGCUUUUCGGUUCGAAAGGCACCAGAUGUCGUGGAUUUAUCAGAUCUACCUGUUGUUGAGCAUCUCGAUCUUGAACGUCAUCAAUCUAGUGCUGCUUUAUCGACUUCUGAACGCCGACGUACUGCCAGUGUUGCACAAAAACAACUCCUUCCUUCGUUUGGUCCCGAUUCGUUCCAAACCUAAUGAAACGUGA